Molecule: messenger RNA, 2521 nt
Organism: Galleria mellonella (greater wax moth)
Lineage: Eukaryota; Metazoa; Arthropoda; Insecta; Lepidoptera; Pyralidae
Gene: klhl10
Product: kelch-like protein 10
Exons: 13
Coding region: 205-2181 (658 amino acids)
Molecular function (GO): protein binding
Source: RefSeq, a predicted model, not a curated record
CAUGCUUGUCAUUUUUAUAUCAUUUUUUUGCUAACCUAAAAUGUUUUAUCAAAUGACUUGAUUUUGCUAUUUUGAGUAUUUUUUGUGGUUAUUUUUAUAAAUUUACUAAACUAAAUCUCGGUUGUGUCCUCACACGUCCCAGUACGUGCUUAAGAUUUUUUUUUGCGUUACAAUUUUAUAAUGAUGACUUCGCGUUAAAGACAAAUGGAAAACGACCCGAAUAACACUACGGCGGGUCGCGAGACUGGGCGGUGCAUGUCGGUGGCAGCGAUGCAGGCGCUGCACCGGCUGCGCGAGUGUCGGUUGCUCUGUGACGCUAUUGUGCGCGCAGACGACGGCGCCGCUUUUCCCGUGCACCGCGCCAUACUCUCUGCCUGCAGCCCAUACUUUCUGGCUUUAUUUACAACAACGCUGCAUUCACGCGAGCAGAGCGAUGUAUUGAUAUCAGGUGUACGCUCCGAAAUCCUGCUCUUGCUGAUAGAGUAUGCGUACCUUCGCCGCAUUGAUGUCACUGAUAACAACGUCCACGAAUUACUCAUGACCGCCGAUUAUCUCGCCUUUCUCGGUGUUCUACAACUUUGCUGUAAUCACCUAAUGACCUCAUUAAAUUCAAAGAACUGUCUCGGUAUAAUGAUGUUUGCUAGACGAGUGUUUUGUUAUAAAUUAGAGGCAGAUGCUCGUAGAUACUUGCUGCGAUAUUUUGUUACGGUGGCAAUACAAAGUGAUGAGUUUCUCCAUCUGCCACUCGAAGAACUGAAUUCUAUUAUUCUCGAAGAUGAAUUGAAUGUUAAAAGUGAAGAGGCGGUAUGGGAAGCUGUCUUGCGAUGGGUCAACUAUGAUCCUGAUAUACGCUGGCAACAUACAGUGAAAUUAAUGGGUAGCAUUCGGCUAGGGCUGUUGGAUACGCAAUUCUUUUUGGAAAACGUAAAAGACCAUCCGUACGUCACUGGCAAUGAAGGUUCACGCCCAAUAAUUAUUGAAACUCUAAAAUUCCUUUAUGACCUGGAAAUGAUUGCUCAGAGAGAUGGUGAAGUGGCCACUCCAGAGAUAGCUCGGCCACGAGUACCACAUGAGGUCUUAUUUGCUAUCGGUGGUUGGAGUGGCGGAUCGCCUACAGCAUUUAUAGAGACCUAUGAUACUAGGGCUGAUCGUUGGAUCAAGGUUGAAGAAGUUGAUCCUGCAGGUCCUCGAGCAUAUCAUGGAACCGCUGUAUUGGGUUACUGUAUUUACGUCAUAGGGGGAUUUGAUGGAAUGGACUAUUUUAACUCAUGUCGGUGUUUUGAUGCAGUUACAAAGUCAUGGCGAGAGGUGGCACCAAUGAAUGCACGACGUUGUUAUGUUUCUGUAGCGGUACUUGGAGAGACGAUAUAUGCAAUGGGGGGAUACGAUGGUCACCAUAGACAAAAUACAGCUGAGCGAUUCAACCACCGCACCAAUCAAUGGUCACUUAUUUCUCCUAUGAAUGCACAGAGAUCUGACGCAAGUGCGGCAGCACUCGAUAACAAGAUUUACAUUACUGGUGGAUUCAACGGUCAGGAGUGUAUGAACAGUGUAGAAAUGUACGACCCGGACACAAAUCAGUGGACUAACCUCGCGCCGAUGCGUUCGCGCCGUUCCGGAGUCUCAUGCAUCGCAUAUCACAACAAGAUUUAUGUAAUAGGUGGGUUCAAUGGAAUCUCUCGUAUGUGCAGCGGCGAAGUGUAUGAUCCAGUUGCAAAUACCUGGGCUCCAGUACCCGAUAUGUAUAAUCCUCGAAGCAAUUUCGCUAUUGAAGUAAUUGACGAUAUGAUAUUUGCUAUAGGUGGUUUUAAUGGGGUCACUACCAUAUACCACGUGGAAUGUUAUGACGAGAAAACUAAUGAGUGGUACGAAGCGACUGACAUGAACAUUUACCGGUCAGCUCUGUCCGCAUGUGUGAUUAUGGGACUGCCGAAUGUAUACGACUACAUACAUAAGCACCGUGAACGUCUCAUGGAAGAGAAACGGCAAAAGAUUCUGCUGUCGGAAACUGCAAGGCACGGUCAGCACCGCACCGCGCUACCUGAUGUUCGCUUGAUAGAAGACAACGACGACAUGUUAGAGCAGCUUGGUUUGAUGGAAAACCAGGCGGCUAACAAUGUACCAGCACCACCGCCACCGCCACCGCUUCCUCUACCUCCACAACCAAUGGAACAGGAUUGAAAAAUCUGACUCUGUUACCUAAUUCAUCGCCCGUUACUUUGAUGUAUCUAAUUAAAACACCUUGUUGUUGAACGAAGUACGAGUUCCUCCUAGCUUGUUAAAUACCACAUAAUAGUCAAUAAAUGUAACGGUAUAGUCAAGUUAAUAUUAUCUGUUUAAAAUUACAACGUAACAGUAUUUUAUUAUAUUUUUAAAUAUUUACAAUUAUUGUAGAAUUUUUGGCUUAUUUAUAAUAAUGUUGUAAUAUUUUCAUAAUGUGGAUCAUUCCAGAAUUUUUGGAAUAGUUUUUGAAAAUUGUAUAAAAUUUUUCUGAAGAGUAUAUUGUACUUAUUAAAACUGU